AUGGCUCUAUCAUUCAUCUUUCCCUGUUUCAGUCUCUUCAUCAAAAUGUCUCCUUCUGUGAAGAACCAGGCUUCCAUCGUCGCUGGACGACGACAAGAAGAACAAACCAAGGCAACAACACCCUGCCCUGAUCCAAGAAGGCCAAUGGAAACACUACUCAAUACGUCUGGUGGUAGCGGCAGUCUCGUUCCACAGGCUCGAGAAAAUGCUCAGUAUGAGAUCGAAAAAUCCCAUCCACGCCGAGUCUCAGCCUUGAGGCAGGCUUGGCGCUUUUUCUCCGGUAAGCCUUCCCCUGAACCUCCAGUUCCCAGAACCGAACCAAAGCAUGAGAGAGACUUUGAUGUUUGGUAUACCGUUGAUCUUACGAGACCCACCAAUGAAGGUAAGUACAGAGCACCGCAACCAUCGCCCUGUCCUGAAGACCGACGUGGAAGGAUUACCCGGCUCGACGAGUCUCAAAUUGAGUCUUACUGGAACACCCCCUUUCAACCCGAACGCCAAGUACCCCUCGCCUCGCACACAAUUAGGCGGUCUAUUUCUAAUGAUCCCAAACCUGAGGAGAAGCUGGACAUAGAGAUAGUGACCUGGAAUCCUGGGCCACGCCGGUCUGUUCACAUUCUCCACGAUGAUCCACAUCAAGCUGUUCGGUCCCAAGUUGCGCUUGUUGUUGACCCUUCAACAGAAGAUUUCUCAACGGGCUCGGAAUCGGACUCAGAGAGUCUAGACAUCGUUGUGCAAGCAGAACGAGUGACCAGAGUAGGAAGAGCCUCUCUUAUCACAGUGUCUGGACUCAAGGAGCAAGAAGAGGAUAUCGUUAUGCAAGCAAGUCAAGCAGCCAGAGUAGGAAGAGCCACUCUGAUCACGUUUCCUGAACUCAGCCGAAACCAGAAAGAAGAAGUGCAAGAGAGGCGCCCGCCUUCCAUCGACCUGGCUGACUGUUCAGUUAAAUGGGAUGAUGCACAAAGUCUUGCUUAG
Fusarium poae is the source of this 975-nucleotide messenger RNA. RefSeq lists its product as uncharacterized. The transcript has a single exon. The coding region runs from base 1 to 975 and encodes 324 amino acids. The record is from RefSeq and is a predicted model, not a curated record. NCBI's taxonomy places the organism in Eukaryota, Fungi, Ascomycota, Sordariomycetes, Hypocreales, Nectriaceae.